AAACUGUUUCCCCUUCUUGAACUUGAUUAUUUAGGUUUGUCCAGAUUGCGUUAAAAUCAGUGAUUGUGGUUUUGAAAAAAUAACCGCCCAUCUGGUAAAUUUGAGUGAGUUGUUGUGAGUGAGCUACACAGACGUCUUGAGAGACCCGACCACAUCCCGGCGUUCAGAAGAGUUGGUAACUCUAGGAAAGGACUGGUAGGGGUGACGAGUGGACGCGGGGCGACGAGUGGACGCGGGCAGGCAUGGGUUGCAGCCACAGCAAGAGGAAAAACAAAGCGAAGGAGGAGAAAACAGUGAAGGAAGUCAACAACCAUCAAGAUGGAGGAGGUAAAGUCUCUCUGGAGGAGCUGAACGUGGGUCUAGAAACGGAGAAGCAGCUGGGUCAGUAUGAGUGGCAGCUGAAGAUCCUACGGGAGGUGCUGUCUGCCUCCGGGACCCAGGAGAGGGAGGAGCUACUAAAAGACCCAACCCAAGGAGAGCUCUGUGCCCUGGUCCACAACAUCACUGAGAAGUUUUGUGGCAGAACGGCAAGGACCGGCCCUGCUGAGAAGGUGGAAACAGAGACAGCUGCUGACCUGACUGUUCUCUAUGUGGAGAAGAGCCAGAGGAUCGCAGAGCAGCACGAGAGACAGCUGGAAGAAUGGCAGAUGAUACAGAGUGACGAGACAAAACUACUAACAGAGACUCACCAGGCAGCUGAGAGAACAUUGAAGGAGGAGGUAGAGGAGCUGACUACAGAGCUACAGGUGUACAAUCAGUUAAAGAAGAGAGUUGACCAGUCUACCUUCAAGAAGGACCUGCAGCGGAACAUUCAGGCCCACGGCAGUCCUGGGCCAUUCUGGGAGCGGGAGCAGGAGAGUCUGCUGUUUGUCAUUGAGAUGAAGAGUGAACGUAUUCAGGCACAGGGAAACAAACUGCUACAGAUGCAGGUUCUGGUGGAGAAGAAUCUGUCUCUAGAGGACCAGGUCAUAAAUGUUCUACAGAACAAUGAGGACCUGAGGGUUCGUAUCGACAAACAUCAAAGCCUUCUACAGCAGCUCUCCAAGGAGCACCAGGACCUCCGAGGGGCGUUAGACAGGCAGGCAGGUCUCUGUCAGAGGCUCACCCAGGAGAAAGAGCAACUCAUGUUUAAACUGAAGCACAGAGACUCCUGUCCUACCUUCCCAUCCUUCCCCAUAGUGUCUGAGAUCUCCCCCAGCUGAUCCGAACAGGACAGUCAGGGUUACCUCGAUCUUAAUCCUGUCCCAGGUUGUAAACAUGGAGCCUGAAUCCGGAACAUUUCCCAAAAUUCUGAAAGUAUUAUUUUUUCAGAAUUCCCUGCUUGGAGGAUUCUAAGAAUCAUGAAGGAAUACGUAAUGAAUGAUUCCUCCACCUGAAAUUCUUCCAAGUGUGAUUUCUGAAAAAGCAGGGGCCGUUGGGAAUGUUUGGGGACUUUUUUUGCAACCCUAAUCCUACUUUGACAACCAAAGUCCAGGUACCUUUACAAAGGGCUAUAGUCACAUGUUUGAUGGAACCUGAUGCCAAAUAAUGUUUUUAGUCCAGUUGUGUACCUGCUGUGCCUUACAGUACAUCAUGUUUUCUAUAGCAGUAUGGUGCUCAUACAAAAGGACUGUUUUUUUGGGGGGGGGGGGG
Oncorhynchus nerka (sockeye salmon) is the source of this 1632-nucleotide messenger RNA. RefSeq names its product coiled-coil domain-containing protein 69-like. The record is from RefSeq and is a predicted model, not a curated record. Lineage: Eukaryota; Metazoa; Chordata; Actinopteri; Salmoniformes; Salmonidae. Gene Ontology annotation, cellular component: nucleus; cytoplasm. Gene Ontology annotation, molecular function: microtubule binding. The transcript has 10 exons. Bases 243 to 1202 code for a protein of 319 amino acids.